This is a messenger RNA of Octopus sinensis (East Asian common octopus), 866 nucleotides long. Its product is annotated as coiled-coil domain-containing protein 103-like. The record is from RefSeq and is a predicted model, not a curated record. Gene Ontology annotation, biological process: epithelial cilium movement involved in extracellular fluid movement; inner dynein arm assembly; determination of left/right symmetry. The transcript is spliced from 4 exons. Bases 103 to 792 code for a protein of 229 amino acids. Lineage: Eukaryota; Metazoa; Mollusca; Cephalopoda; Octopoda; Octopodidae. Gene Ontology annotation, cellular component: outer dynein arm.
CAUACCUUGUUGCUAAGGUAACUGUCCCGCGCUGUAAUGUUUAUGGAGUUCGUACGCUGUAUAUUUCCUUAAGGCAUUCGCUCUGUUUAAUAUACGAUAAAGAUGACUUCUUAUGAUGCGGACAGCUUUGACUUUAAAUCUUUGGAUAAAGAACUUAAAACUGCUGUGGAACUAGAUGAAAAAUAUUGGAGGGAAAAUGAUGCCAAAUUUCGAGCUGUGAGACAGAAAGUUGCAAGUUAUGAAGAAUUCAGGGAUAUCGUAGAGGCUUCCCAUUUGAAACCACUUGGAAAGGAGGACAAAAUCCAAGAGAAAUUCAAGCAAUCAUGGAAUACAGUCGCUAAAUCUUGCAAUUCUCAACAAGUGGCAACAACUUGUGAGAAAACAGAGACCCAGGUUCCCAUUAAAAUACCAAAGACUUCCCAUGAAUUUGUGAGAGAAUGGUGCCGCCAUAAAAAUUCCAAGCAGUCCCAAUAUGAGAUGCUAAUGCUGAUAACAACUGAGCAACUGGCUGCUCAGUUCAAAACUGAAAUACCCAAUGGACUUUUAGGAGAAAUAUUAUGUGUUCUUAAAGAAUAUUAUUCUAAAGAGAACCACUUGGCAAUUAUUGAAAUUCUAGACAUUCUUAGUCAGUCUUCAAGAUUUUCCUUAUGUCUACAAUUUAUGAAUGCAAAUGAACUAAAAGAAUGUCAUAAUUUGUUUAAGAAACUGUCCUCUGAUAUUUCCCAAAAAGACGAUAUUGAGUCAAAAGAAAGAUUUCAGGUGUUGAAAAAGAAAUAUUCUAUUGAUGAAUAAAUUGACCCCACCCUCAACCAGUCAAAAGCACAGUUCCCAAUGCAGAAACCACUAAAUGGUGCAAUUAUGCAUUA